UAUAUUUCUACACCAUACUCUAUUUUCUUGUUCUAUCCCCUACCUUACAUUUCUUCACCUUAGUUAUAUACAUGGCUUCUAGUGGUGGCAAAGGCAAACCUUUGUGUAAUCAUUCUCUAAUGCACCUCCCAAAACGCUCCGUUUUGCUGAAGGACUACCUCAUGAGGGACGACCUCAGUUCGUGUUCAUCGAACGGUUUUAAAUCGUUCCCGCGGCAACAGUGCUGCACAAGCGUGGGAUUUCAACGCAAACGAAGGAAUGCACUCCCUCGACCACGUUCCACGUCUUCUUAUUCGGCUCUGCAGAGAGCUUCGGGAGCCAUAAUGAAGGCUAUAAAGUCACUCCCCUUGUCACAAAAGAAAACCAAGAAAGCUUCCACCGGUCUUCUUUCUAGAAGCUUCUCGAGGAAGCUGUUGAGUAGAAGCUUCUGGAGAAAGGCGGCGAGGGAGGAGGGAAGCGAAGGUGUGCCGCGGAGGAGGAGAUCUUUCCGCGAACUCAUCAUGCAGGAUCAGGAGCAUCGUAAAGCGACGUCGUUGAAUGAGGAUAUUGUGUUCUCUGCACGUGCCACGAGCAUCACCACCUCUUCCGGCUGCGGUAGUGACAGCUGGGGAGAGAGUGAAUUCACUUUUGCUUCCACCGCUGCUUCCUCUGAGACCUCCAAUGAAAACUACCUCGUACUUGAGGGCACCAAAGAGGGUGCACGUGCACCUCAUCACAAGGUGGAACCAGUGGUAGUAACCAAGGAAUACUGGGCAAAUGAGAAGGAACAAUUUAGUCCUGUAUCGAUACUGGAUUGCCCAUUUGAAGAUGAAGAUGAUAUUUACAAUUCUCAUUUCAAUUCCACUUCGACUAUUCUUUCCUUUUCUGAAGGCGCCAAACACAAACAUAUGCAGAAAAGACGGCAUUUUGAAAGCGCGACUCAACUGGAGCCGGUGGUUUUAGAGAAAAGGUUCGCGCGGUUAGAGUUGAAGGAUGAACCACACAAUCAUUCUUCAAAACAAUGCUCCAUAUUAAAGCGUAACGAUAACAAGUUGCGUCGUGACAACAUUGGCAUCAUCGAGGAAAAUGCUCGCGAUCUCCUAAACUUCGUUAAAAGGUCAAUACCAUCAAACAGUUUGAUAGUUAAGGCAGAGAACCUGCUGUUUGAUUUCUUCAAGCAGAGUAUUGGUGAAAGUGAAGACAUUGAUCACUCAAAGAAGUUUCAACUUUGCAAGGUAGCGGAAGAUUGGAUACAUGGGCAACCCCAGGAACAGUAUUUGGGUUGGGAAGUGCAGGGAGGAAGGUGCGUCUACAUUAGCGAGAUGGACAAGUGUGGGGAAUGGAAGAACUUUGAUAAAGAAAUUCAACAAUUGGCAAUGGAGUUGGGAAACGAGGUCUUGGCAAAUUUGGUUAAUGAGUUGGUACUUGACCUCACCACACAUGCUAGUCACUGAGAUGAGAUCCAUGCUGCGACUAUCUUAUUUCAUUGUUUUCAAUUGUAUUCGUUUCUUCUCCCUGUCUCGGGGAUACGGGUGGAUCAAUUUUGGAACUAUUCGGGGAAAUUUUGGUUUUAGUAAUGAUGAUUUUCUUCCCCAUAUUUAUCCUGCAUGAAAUGCUUUCACACCCUAUAUAUAAUGCUAGACCUACGUGUUGUGUUGAUCAUAAAUAUUAAAUAGUCGAGAGAGGAGAUCAAAUUCAAAAAAUAUAUAUAAUAAAAUGUUGGUACGUCCAAAAAC
Messenger RNA from Cajanus cajan (pigeon pea), 1715 nucleotides. RefSeq lists its product as uncharacterized. NCBI's taxonomy places the organism in Eukaryota, Viridiplantae, Streptophyta, Magnoliopsida, Fabales, Fabaceae. The record is from RefSeq and is a predicted model, not a curated record.